AUUUGUAAUAAUGGAUAAAUAUAUCAACUAGUUAUCUUUUUUGCGGCCUGCUGAAAGCCGUCAAGAAGUUGCUCUGCGCUGGGUUUCGCUCCGGUUGAUGAUCGUUUUCUCUUGUCUCUUCUCUUCUCUUUCAUCAAAUACCCCGGAGUGCCGUUCUCUCUUUGCCUGCGCAGACCAGUGCUUGAAUCCGCAAACGCUUCUCCUGACGACGAUACGACUACGGCUGUUACCGCCUCCUAUAAUCGUACGCCUCCUUGAAAACGCAUCCAAAGGACAUAUCUGCUGGGCAAAGCCUCGCCGUUGCCGCCGGACUACUAAGCUACUCCCUUGACUCCUUUUAUACGCCCGCAUAUCCCUCUCUGGCGGUCAGGCCCUUACCCCGGACUACCGCCAUCUCUUGAACGCCUACGACUGGGUUUAGCUGCGUUUCCACAGACAAAAUGGGUGGAUCACUGUCUAAACUUGUAUCCGGCUGGUUGUGGACAAAGAAGGAGAUAAGGAUUUUGAUACUGGGACUUGAUAAUGCUGGCAAAACAACUCUCCUUUACCGGCUAAAAAUCGGAGAGGUCGUUACUACAAUACCUACCAUUGGAUUCAACGUCGAGUCAGUCACAUAUAAAAAUCUUAACUUUAACGUUUGGGAUCUUGGAGGCCAAACGUCGAUACGGCCCUAUUGGAGAUGCUACUACGCCAACACUGCAGCGGUAAUUUUCGUCAUCGACUCAACGGACAUUGAACGACUGGGUACAGCAUCAGACGAGCUAGCUGCGAUGCUCAACGAGGAAGAGCUACGGGAGGCUGCACUAUUGGUCUUUGCAAACAAGCAGGAUCAGCCUGGUGCCAAGGGAGCCGGUGAGAUAUCGGAGGCCCUGAAGCUAGGAGAGCUACGGGAUCGAAACUGGAGUAUAGUGGCGUGUUCUGCCAUUGACGGCAAGGGUAUCAACGAGGGAAUGGACUGGCUUGUGGUAAGUAACUGUUUCGCCUAUACCGACACAGCUGCUAACGGUUGUCCUUGAUAUAGCAAACCGUGCAGUCGGAAAAUGCAUGAAUGAUAACGAAGGGAGCAUCUUUUAUCUUGUGAUUAGAAUGUACCACUUGACUAUAUCUCUAUGAAUAGUCUAUAUACAUAUCACCGUCUUCAUUUCUCUUAGUUCAUACAACUUUUCAUGCCCCCCUGCUUCUUACCCCUGAGUCAACUAAUAUUUGACCAAGAUAACUCCAACACUAAAAAUAUGAGAACCAACAACAACAACAACAGCCAGAGAGACUCCACUUACUAGCACCCCAACCAACAGCUCUGGUUUAUUGUGAAUAGCGAUAACAAAAAGACAAAAAAGAAUG
Messenger RNA from Trichophyton rubrum CBS 118892, 1341 nucleotides. Its product is annotated as ADP-ribosylation factor-like protein 1. Gene Ontology annotation, biological process: intracellular protein transport; vesicle-mediated transport. The coding region runs from base 441 to 1016 and encodes 191 amino acids. The transcript has 4 exons. Gene Ontology annotation, cellular component: Golgi apparatus; cytoplasm. The record is from RefSeq and is a predicted model, not a curated record. Gene Ontology annotation, molecular function: GTP binding; GTPase activity. Lineage: Eukaryota; Fungi; Ascomycota; Eurotiomycetes; Onygenales; Arthrodermataceae.